AUGUCGUCGAAACUCAUGCGAAUCGUGGCAGCGUUCCUUGCCGUCUUUGCUCUCGUAUCUACGGUCUCUGCAGGGAGACUGAUGGAUGUGGGACAAAACAAAGGCUACAGCCCGAAGUUAGUGGAAAGAUUGAGGAAAAGAGGCACCGGGCAUGCGAAGGCCAAACCUCAACCAGUUAUGGAGAGAGCUGCAGUCACCGCCGGAGCUCCAACAGCAACUUCUCCGCCAAGCUGCGGAGGCAACAAGUGCGCCAAUGCUUUCAAUAAGCAAUUUACUGCAAGCCUUGACAACCUCGAGUCAUUCUGCAGCUCAUGGACUGCUGCACCCACUGCGGCCUUCUCUCCAACCGGGACGGCAACUUGGGCAGCCAAUUGCGUUGGGACCUCAACAGCUGCCUCAGUACAAUCCGCUGUUGCAUCCAAAGUGUCCUCGGCCUGCAGCUGCUUUGUGCCAGAGCCCACAAGCAUUCCCAGAGGAUUCAGAUUCUUGAAUAAGAAUACCGAGCCGUACCAGGUCAAGUCCCUUCCCCUCGUGAACUUCGACAUUGGCGAGAUGUACUCUGGUCUCAUUCCAAUCGAUAUGGACGAUCCUUCACGGGCACUCUUCUUCGUCUUUCAGCCCACCGAUGGGCCACCAGUUGAUGAAGUGACAAUUUGGCUCAAUGGCGGACCAGGUUGCAGUUCGCUCGAAGGAUUCUUCCAAGAAAAUGGCAGAUUUAUUUGGAGCUGGGCCCAGUACGAACCCAUGUUCAACCCAUACGCUUGGGUCAACUUGACAAACGUCUUGUGGGUGGAACAGCCAGUCGGCACUGGCUUCUCAAUUGGGAAUGUUACAGCAACGAGCGAGGAGGAGAUUGCACAGGACUUUGCCGAUUUCUUCUUGAACUUCCAGGCAAUCUUCGGGAUUUCCAAGUUCAAGAUUUACGUUACUGGAGAAAGCUACGCAGGGCGAUACGUACCGUAUAUCUCUGCUGCAAUGCUUGACAAGAAGGACACUGAGCACUUCGAUCUUUCUGGAGCGCUCAUGUACGACCCCUGCAUUGGAUCCUGGGAUUACGUCGCUGAAGAGGUCACCGCAUACCCUUUCAUCGAGGCCAACAACAACAUGAUCGGACUCAACGCAAGCUACUUAGCCACACUGAAAGAACUAGACAAAACAUGUGGCUUUGCGGAUUUCAGAGACAAAUACUACAAAUUUCCACCAGCAGGUGUCCAGCCUGUGGCGCCCGACAUUCCUUUCGAAUCAACAUGCGACAUCAAUACUUUGGCAACCUAUGCGGCGUUCAAGAUAAAUCCUUGCUUCAACUCCUAUGAACUCGUCACCCAAUGUCCAAUCCCAGCAGACGUCAAGGCAGCCAUGCACGCACCAACCCAAGUCUCCUGGUCAGAAUGUACUGGCCCCGUCUUCAUCAACAACGAAGACAGCUCCUUAGACCCCAUCCAACACGUCCUACCCCAAGUAAUAGAAGCUACGAACCGGGUGCUAGUCUCCAACGCCGACCUCGACUUCGUGAUCAUCACAGCCGGCACCCUCCUCUCCAUUCAAAACAUGACCUGGAAUGGAAAACUUGGUUUUGAGAAAGAGCCAAGUACGCCGACGGUCAUUACGUUGCCGGAUUUGCAGUACCAGCAGACGUUUGUGGAUAAUGGGUAUUCGUUCGACCUUGAGGAUCCGCAGGGCACGAUGGGGAUUAACCAUUAUGAGCGGGGGUUGAUGUGGGCACAGACGUAUUUGAGUGGGCAUAUGCAGCCACAGUUUCAACCCAGGUCGGCGUAUAGACAUCUGCAAUGGGUGUUAGGACAUAUCGAGGAACUGUAG
This is a messenger RNA of Hyaloscypha bicolor E, 1818 nucleotides long. RefSeq names its product putative serine-type carboxypeptidase F. The transcript has 5 exons. Gene Ontology annotation, biological process: proteolysis. The record is from RefSeq and is a predicted model, not a curated record. Gene Ontology annotation, molecular function: serine-type carboxypeptidase activity. NCBI's taxonomy places the organism in Eukaryota, Fungi, Ascomycota, Leotiomycetes, Helotiales, Hyaloscyphaceae. Bases 1 to 1818 code for a protein of 605 amino acids.